UGGGCUGAGCCCAAUACGGCUCAUCAGCAGCUCUGCUGACGCUGCUCAAACGAACAGCACCGACAACACGGAAGCAUGUGGAAGUUGGCGACUGUUGGAAUCGCCGUCCAUGACCUUUCACGAAUGUUACGAAGUUACGAAAGUGAAAGAAGCAUUCAUCUGCAUCAAACAUCAAGGCCAUGGAGUUAUCUGUUUGCUAAGACAAUCAUAGCCAAUAUUGCUGCUUUUCAGGCAAGCUUUCAAAUAUUUGCCUUUGGGGCAUAGAGAUCCAGGCAUAGAAAAUAUAUCAACGUCUGCGCGCGCUGCUAACCUUCUCCCUCUAAUCACAUCGGCACACUUUGCUAUCUACAAAGCACAACAAGAUGGUCCGACCUCAUUGGCUCCUUCUCAGGCCUGGUGCAUUCUUGAGCCGGUACAACGCCAAAAAGGCUGUCGAAAUGUUGAAGGCCGAGGACAAAGCAUCCACUCCGAUUUAUCGUAGCAUUAUCCUCGACGUUUAUAUUUUCCACGACAACCGCCUGCAGCUUUUCAAGAAGCACGGGAUUGUGGGUGCUGAUGCGAAUCGACUGGUCUGUCCACACGCAAAGCCCACAAACUCUGAUCGGCAGCUUAGCAUUCGGGACGUCGUGCUGAAGAUGCUUGGUCACGGUCUAGGCUCGUCAAUUUUUGCAGACAUCCAAUUUGUGGACUUCAGCCAAGAAGAACCCUUAAUCACUGGCGAGCGUAUUUUCCGAUACAAUGACCACGAACGCGCCACCGGCAACGAGACCGAGUUUGGACAAUUGGACAUUGCAAUUCUCUUGUCCUCUGGGAUGCAGGUAGAUCAGAGCUUGAUUCCCAUUCAGAUUGGCAACAGAGACGAGAAGAGUCCGAAAUAUCUACCUGCUCUGACUGUCAGCCGAUCAGACAUGACCAGUAAGCUUAAAGAUCUAGAAUACUACCUGGGCGACAAUGUUGAGUACCCAAUCCUGAACAAAGUCUGGGCCCGCUAUGGCGAUUGCGCAAAGGCACAAGUAGAUCACCAGAUGGGGCAUGAAAAGCUGGGACUUGCAAGGUUGGCUACCGACUCCCUUACUGCGGCUCUCUUAGCCAAACAGCAAGAACCUCUCGUUCUUCCAAAGCCCAUUCAUGGCCUCAUCGCAUACUGCAGUGACGUGUGGGAGGCUGGUCUCUUCUUUCUGCUGUUAGAUCCUAUAGACUGGGCCAUGAAGGUCAAGCGAGAUGCUGACGAUUUUUGUCAAGAGGUCAACGGCGACUUCGUGGUCUUCACCGUCAUUGGUGAUUUCUCUGACAGCACACUUCAGCUCUCCCGCGUGUUUCCUGCCAUCGUGCCAGAAAUCAUGCAUCGCAAAUACACGUACCUGAGAGAAGACGACAAGGCUCCAAAUUUUAUAACGAUGCUCUCGGGCACGAGGAAUGGCCGCUUUCGAAUGCGGUAUCUCCAGGCGAACGAUACUACUGUGUUUGAUUCAAGAACACGGACUUCUCUGAAGAUAACUUUCCGUGAGGAUUGGGAGGAAUGGUUGAAAAGUCCGCCGCGCGACAACAGUCCCCCGAAGUGGAUUCAGAUGCAGCAGGAGGAUUACAUGGUAUUGUCUAAGAACAAGUAA
Molecule: messenger RNA, 1610 nt
Organism: Pseudocercospora fijiensis CIRAD86
Lineage: Eukaryota; Fungi; Ascomycota; Dothideomycetes; Mycosphaerellales; Mycosphaerellaceae
Exons: 1
Coding region: 363-1610 (415 amino acids)
Source: RefSeq, a predicted model, not a curated record